CGGGCCUUCGAGGGCGCCUGGCACAGCUGUCUCUCGUCCUUUGCCUUCUUCCUCGUCCUCGCGGGGGCGCGCAGUCGGGGGCGCGCGCUCGGAGGGAUGCAGCAGCAGCAAAGGAGGCAGAAGCCUGCCAAGCCCUUGAUUUCUGAUAUUUAUAUGGGGUUUUUUGGGCAGGGGGAGGGAGAGCAUGCAAAAUUAUAAAGGGGGUCUUAGGGGGAUCCCUUUGGGGCAAUGCACCCCUUAAAAUUCAGGAGGAAGAAGAACCUUUGGCUUUAGGGGUUCCUUGCAAAAGUCCCCCCUGAAACCCUUUCCCAUGCUUAUGCAUGGGGGAGGGCAUUUAAUGCAAAGGAAUUCUUGCCCCCCUUGAAAGAGGACUACUUCCUAAUUCUAGAAUAAUUGUGGGGGAGCCAUGGGAGACUGGACCUGAUGGUUGGGAGAUGGGGAGGACGCCCUUCUUUCCCCCCCUGAAGGCCUCUGUGGAUUGAUUGGGGGCGGGGCCAAAGGGAGACCCCUGCAAACCCCGCCCCCUCCGGCCCCCCUCCUCCCCUAUGUUCUACGUGGGGCUCUUCUGCGUCAACCUGCUGGCCCUCUACUACGCCUUCCUCCUGGAGUACAUCGCCCUCAACCUGGGCAUCGCCUUCCUGCCCCCCGAAGACAUGGACCACGCUCUCGGGGGCCUGGGGACCCUCUCUGGACCGGGGCUCGGCCUCUUUGACAGGGACGUGGGAGCCGAGAUGGGUCUUGGGGACGGGGAGGUCCUGGACGCGGCCUGGGACUGAGAACCUCAAGGUCCAGGCUCCCCAAAGAAGGAAGACCCCAUCGCCUCUCCAGUGGCCCAUUUGAGCCUCCAAGAGAAUCCUGAGAAGAGCCCCCAAGAGUCGCCAAGGAGAAGACCCUAAUAGUCACCAAGGAGAAGACCCUAAUAGUCACCAAUAAGAAGGCCCCGAGAGGGCAACCCUAGAGUUUCCAAAAAGAAGACCCCAAGAGUCUCUGAGGUGGAACUCUUUGAGCCUCCAAGGAACCCCAAGAACCUCCAAAAGAAGAGACCUCGAGAGUCUUCAAGGAGGGGACAACAAAGGGCACCCUCAGUGUCUCCAAGGAAGGGACCUCAAGAGUUGCCAGGACGAAGGCCACAAGAGAAUCAGGUGAGCCCCAUGUAAGCCUCCAAGGGACCCCAAGAGAGUCCAAAGAGGGCACCCCUAGAGUUUCCAAGAGGAAGACCCUAAGAGUCACCAAAAAGAAGACCCCAAGAGAAUCCAGAGCGGGUACCUCUAGAGCAGUGGUUCUCAACCUGGGGUCCCCAGAUGUUUUUGGCCUUCAACUCCCAGAAAUCCUAGCAGCUGGUAAAUUGGCUGGGAUUUCUGGGAGUUGUAGGCCAAAAACAUCUGGGGACCCCAGGUUGAGAACCACUGCUCUAGAGUUUCCAAUAAGGAGACCCCAAGAGUAUCUGAGGUGGGCCCCUUUGAGCCUCCAAGGCACCCCAAGAGAAUCCAGAGAAGAGACCCCAAGAAUCACCAAGGAGGGGACCCUAGGAGUCACUGAUAAGAAGACCCCAAGAGAAUCCAGAGAGGGCAACCCUAGAGUUUACAAAAAGAAGACUCCAAGAGUCUCCAAGGAGAGCAUCAAGGGCACCCCCAGUGUAUCCAAGGAAGGGACCUCCAGAGUUGCCAGGAAGAAGACCACAAGAGAAUCCAAGAGAAUCAGGUGAGCCCCAUGUAAGCCUCCAAGGGACCCCAUGAGAGUCCAAAGAGGGCACCCCUAGAGUUUCUAAGAAGAAACUGUAGAAGACCCCUACAUUCACCAAUAAGAAGACCCCAAGAGUCCCUGAGGUGGGCCCCUUUGAGCCUCCAAGGCACCCCAAGAGAAUCCAGAGAAGAGACCUCAAGAGUCGCCAAGGAGGGGAUCCUAGGAGUCACCAAUAAGAAGACCCUAAGAGAACCCAGAGAGGUCAACCCUGGAGUUUCCAAAAAGAAGAUCCCAAGAGUCUCUGAGGUGGGCCCCUUUGAGUCUCCAAGGCACCCCAAGAGAAUCCAGAGAAGAGAUCCCAACAGUCAUCAAAGAGGGGACCCCAAGAGUUGCCGAAGAAAGGAACCCAUGUGGGAGACAACAAAGGAUACUCAAAGAGCCUCCAAGGGAACCCAAAGAGAAUCCAAAGAAUCCAAAGAUAAGAGUCAGUAAUAAGAAGAUCCCAAGAGAAUCCAAAGAGGACACCCCUCGAUUUUCCAAGAAGACCAAGUGUCUCUGAGUUGGGCCCCUUUGAGCCUCCAAAGAAGAGUCACCAAGGAGGGGACAUAGAAGGGCACCCCUGGUGUCUUCAAGGAAGGGACCUCAAGAGUUACAAGGAAGAAGACCACAAGAGUUACCAAGGCACUCCCCCUUUUAAGCCUCCAAGGGACCCCAAGGAGAAUCCUAACAGGGAACCCCAAGAGUCACCAAGAAGGGUAACCCAAAGGGCACCAAGCAUCUCCAGGAAGACCCCAAGAGUCCCUUGUUUGGGCCCCCUUUGAGCCUCCUAGAAUCACCAAGAAGAAAACAACCCUGCACCAGACUGGACUUUGCUGGACCCUCAAUCAUCUGCAAGGAAGAGACUCCAAGAGUUGCCCUGACAUCUCCAAGGAAGAGAACCUCCAGAUGGGCCCCUCCAGACUAGACCUCAUUGGACCUCGGUUGUUCCUGAGGAGGGGACACCAAUAAUCCACAACUGGGCAUUGGGUUUGCAGACGUAGUCACAAGGCUUGACUUUGCUGGACACCCCCCCCCCCCCAAGUCGCCAAGGGAGGGACCUCAAGAAGUUUCAAGGAGGGGAACCUGGUCUGAUGGUAGUCCGACAAGAAGGCACCAGAAAGGCCCCUUUUGGGUGGCAUUUGGAUCCUUUUGCUUCUCAGGGAAAGAAGGAGAACAGUGGGGUGGGCGGGUUUGCCGUUUGGGGAACGGAGUCACUCCAGAUUUGGGGGACAUCCUUGCAUCCUUCAGAAACUGGAUCCAAAGGGAAAGAGGAGCGCGAGUGGUUGACACCUUCACCACAGAGGAAUGGACCGCAUUCAGGUGUCAGUAUUCAAGCAAGGAAGUGACGCCAAUGGGACCCAAGACAAAGACGGCAGGGCUGUGAAAGUUUGCAAAAAGUUUGGACUGUUUCGCAGCACAACGGUUGCACUCGGCUGUUGAUUUUGCACAUUUUGCUCCAGAAGGGCUUCCGGAUCCAAAAGACGCUCGGAUGACAAUAACAAUAUCACAAAUAUUCCGUUGCAUUUUGGAAGAAGGCUUUUGAAAGACAAUGGAAGGCGUUGGAAAAGGAAGUAACUUGGGGAAACCCACAUUGUUUGGAGAAAACCCAUCAAAUCCAUCACUGAAUAAGGCAGAAACAGACAUAUCUCAUUGAUUGAAUUAAUGAUGGGGGUGGGAUAACAACUCCCAUCAUCCACUAAAUAGCAUGGCUCAGGAAUUCUGGGCAGGAGAGUCCAUCACUGUAUGGGGAUUGUAAUAACAGGUAUUGGAUGACCUCCCAGCACUGAUAUUAUCAAGAGGAAUGGAAUAACAACUCCCAUCAUCCUAGGGGAUUUUGGGAGUGAAUAUCCAUAAAGGUAUUUCCAUUAACAACUGCAAAGGGUGCUUCAUCACACUAGAGAAUGAAUCCACUUUAAAUAUGGUUUCUGCCUCCUGCAGAAUUCUGGGGUUUGUAGUUUAGGGAGGAGCCUUU
Anolis sagrei ordinatus is the source of this 3694-nucleotide messenger RNA. RefSeq names its product dexamethasone-induced protein. The record is from RefSeq and is a predicted model, not a curated record. Lineage: Eukaryota; Metazoa; Chordata; Lepidosauria; Squamata; Anolidae.